UACAACUCGUUAACAUAUCAAGUGGCUUAAACUUUUUUGAUCACGUAGUGUUAAGAAUUAAUCAACAACAUGCGGUGCAUGCACAUUAUUGGUACAAAAAAAGCAAUUGCAAUAAAACCGAUUCAGUUCAGAAAGCUGUUAAGAUAAUCAGUUCUAACCUUUUGCUUCAGUUCAGUCCGUAUAUAAUAUUAAUCCAAAUCAAUGAAUAAUAAAUAACAUGUAUUGUGCCACUCUAGGAAGCGAAAAAACCUGCUGUCUUUUUACGUAUCGAGAAUAACCGGAACCUUUCAACAAUUGCGUGAAAAUCAGAUGAGUACAUCGAAGAAACUCAGUCAUAAUGUACGUAGCUGAUAAUAUUCGAUCCGUUUUGCAAUGGAACGGUUUUCUUUGCAUUCUACCAAUGUACAAGAAUCGAGAAUUUCACAAGCAGACAAUUUUCGCAUAUGCAAUUAGCGUCGUUUUUGUGGCACUGUUUGUUUACUCAAUCAUUUUUAAAUUUCAAGGCAAUCGAAAUAGCGGAGUUUUCAUGGAUUGUAUUUUGAUCACAGGGAUGACAAUAACAAACUCGGCGACUUUAAUUGGUGCAGUGCAUUGGAAUUACGAAUCUAUUAAUGAAAUGUUUAAAUCGUUCAAUAUGGCGGAUAAGUUGUUGCAAAAAGAAGCAAAAUUGUUUGAUGUCGUCAAAAUAUUUCUAUUGUUGAAUUUUUUUCUUAUUUUGUUAAUUGCUUAUCACGUAUAUACAUGGACUUUUGAACAGGAUGUAUUAGAGUAUCGUUAUCGUGUGAUUGAGAUGAUACUUAUGUACUACAGUACGCUCACAGUGUUUACAGAAUAUUUGCUAUUAGCGCAUUUGUUAAAACGGUUCGAAAUAUUUAAUAGCAUACAAGAAAAUCAUGACUUUUUUAAAAUCACCCUGCAAAGUUCUUAUCAACAAACGGAAAUGCUUGCAAGUUUGCAUAACAUACUUUGUGACCUAUGUGAUUACUUUAAUGAUAUUUACGGAUGGCAAGUGUUGAUGUCAAUAUUUAAUAUUGUCUUCAAUAUAUUAAAGAUGAUCGAUUUUAUUCUCAACACAUACGAAGAAUUGACAACUAACCAUUUAGUAUUUGUUAUUAUUAUUACAGUGUUCUAUUGUGCCCAAGGAGUGGUUAUUGCAACAAAAUGCGAGCAAAUAGCCAAUGAAGGCAAGCGAACUGUGACAAUUGCAUAUAAAGCACUACAUCGAUAUUCAAGCAUUCAGAAUUUAAGAGAUAAAUUAUUUAUUCUGGCGCAACAAGCCAGCGCCCGGAGUCCUCAAUUUACAGCUGCUGGUUUCUUCACGGUCGAUUAUUCUAUGCUCUUUACUUUUGUCAAUUUAAUCACUACAUAUGUGAUUGUUAUUAUACAGUUUUCAGCGCCUACGACAACUGCACCAAAAUUUAUCAUUGUCAAUGGAACGGUGACACCAGUUUCAUAAGUAUUUGAUAAAAGAUUUCAAUCAUUAAAAAAUUGUGUGAAUUAAAUUUUCAAUUUUUUUUGUCUUGGUGAGCAGACAACAACAAUCCAUUAAUUGCAGUUUGCGUUGAAUGUGUUUUUAUAUUAAUAAUAAAUAAUGUUUGUAUGAAGCUCUCACAUUUACACCAACUCAUUGUCUGUUUAAAGCAAACUGUCAUGUAAAUACAACGAAUAUGUAUAGUGUAACUAUUAAUAUUUAACGUAUGUUUUUGUCUAUAUUUGAAAAAUAUUGUGGCUAUUUUGUGUCAGUAAGAAGCUUGUCAGCUUUACCAAUCUACUUUAUUCAGAUUUAUUAGAAUGGAUAACCUAUUCUCAAAAGUAGCUCAAAAAAUAGGGAUUGUACCAACUAAUACAUUUUAUCGCACUUAUCCAACUAUUUACAAAUGUGUUGCAAUUUUACACGCCAUAAUAAACUUUUCAGUAAGUUCUUAUCCUGUUGUAUAUUUGAUAGAAAACGAUUGUGCAGGAGAGCGCCCAACAUUAUGCGUAUUUAUCAUGAUAAUUUCGGUAUCAUAUGGAUCGGUUGUGUCGCUGUCAAUUUUAUUAAAAAGUGUGUUCUAUCCGGAAUAUUAUAUUGGAAUGAAGCAACAAUUCAGUGAUAUUGAUACAAUUUUAAAUGACAAUGAUAUUACAAUUGAACAUCGUUAUGGAUACAUUGGAAUUGUAAUAUUUCACAUUUUUUUUGUGGCUUACGUGAUUUUUGUGUAUUUUCUAUUCUUUCAAUCCUAUCCGCUCGUAUAUAAUAUUUUAAGCAACUGGACAAUUUAUAAUAUGGGAAUGGAGAUUAUAAUACCAUUAAAAAUUUUAGAGCAAAUUCGUCUACGUUUGAAAUAUAUGAAUGUAAUGAUAAACAAGUUAAAUACUACGAAACUGAAUACAGGAGC
Messenger RNA from Dalotia coriaria, 2378 nucleotides. Its product is annotated as gustatory receptor 68a-like. Gene Ontology annotation, biological process: sensory perception of taste; chemosensory behavior; male courtship behavior. Bases 338 to 1456 code for a protein of 372 amino acids. Gene Ontology annotation, cellular component: neuronal cell body; membrane; dendrite. The record is from RefSeq and is a predicted model, not a curated record. The transcript has 2 exons. NCBI's taxonomy places the organism in Eukaryota, Metazoa, Arthropoda, Insecta, Coleoptera, Staphylinidae.